Molecule: messenger RNA, 1050 nt
Organism: Aspergillus sclerotioniger CBS 115572
Lineage: Eukaryota; Fungi; Ascomycota; Eurotiomycetes; Eurotiales; Aspergillaceae
Product: SDR family NAD(P)-dependent oxidoreductase
Exons: 2
Coding region: 90-1049 (319 amino acids)
Source: RefSeq, a predicted model, not a curated record
CUACAUCCCUCAUCCACUCCAAAAGCAACUCACUCAAUCCAGUCUAAUUCAACCCAUACUUACAAUAAAGAAGUUUCCUCUCAGUCAAUAUGCCCACCACUACUUCACCCCCCAAAACAAUCCUUAUAACUGGUGCCGCGCGGGGCAUUGGCCUCGCAACAGCCUAUCAAUUCAACCGCAUAUACCCAACCGACAACGUAAUCCUAGCAGAUCUCUCCGUCUACCAAACCACAGCCGAAUAUCAGAUUCGGACGUCAUUCUUGUAUCCCGACCAUGCGACCUUUCUUCCUGUCGAUAUCAUGGAUUGGGGACAGAUGACGACGCUGUUUCGGACGAUUGUGGAGCGUUACGGUGGGUUGGAUGUGGUGGUUGCGAAUGCGGGAGUGAUGGAGUCGAAACCCGUCUUGGAUCUAGAAGAUGUGGAUGAGGAAACGGGGGAAUUGAAGGAGAGUGUAGAGGCGUGGUGGGUCCUGGAUGUGAACUUGAAGGGGACGGUCAAUAGUAUGUGCUGUUGGUUUGAUCUUUGGGUUUUGCGUGGGAACUUGCUAGUCGUUGGUCAUGAAGCACUUCGAUUGGCAAUGUAUCAUAUGAAAGAGAAUGAACGGCCCGGCUCCGUCGUGCUGGUUACUUCCACCUCGGGGUAUUUUGGAGGCACGGGUGUCACGGCUUAUGUGGCCUCCAAACAUGGGGUUGUGGGGUUGCUCCGGGCAUCGCAGGUUACAGCCCAGAAGUAUGGCAUCCGCGUUAAUGCCGUUGCGCCGUUCAUGACCCCGACGACCAUGACGGCUGGUUUGGCACAGCGCUGGAAGGAUGCCGGGCUCGAGACAAACGCCCCCGACCGCGUGGCAGAGGUUAUUGAGCAGAUUGCAUUGGAUACGACCCGGAGGGGGUCUUGUACCCUGGUUGCUGGAAAAUAUCUCCGCGAGAUGGAAUCCACGAGGGCGGAGCUGCUCCCGACGUGGCUGGGCGAAGACGUCGCUGGCUUUAUGGGGAAAGCAAUGCGAUUUAUCACGGAUAUCGGAGGUUAUGUGCUCCCCGGUCGAAACUAGA